Messenger RNA from Motacilla alba alba, 3776 nucleotides. RefSeq names its product putative homeodomain transcription factor 1 (gene PHTF1). Gene Ontology annotation, cellular component: endoplasmic reticulum. Lineage: Eukaryota; Metazoa; Chordata; Aves; Passeriformes; Motacillidae. The record is from RefSeq and is a predicted model, not a curated record. The transcript has 19 exons. Bases 126 to 2561 code for a protein of 811 amino acids.
GAGCCAGUCGAGCGCCGGGCGGUUUCCAGGGUAACGGGAGCGGGGUCGGUCCCGGUUCGGUCCCGGGGUCGGUCCCGGUUCGGUCCCGGGUCGGUGCCGGGGCCGCGCCGGUGCCGCCGCUCCCCAUGGCCUGUCGCGAUGCCAUUUCAUGGUACCAGAAGAAGAUCGGGGCCUACGACCAGCAGAUAUGGGAGAAGGCCGUGGAGCAGACCCAGAUGAAGGGCUUCAAGAACAAGCCCAAGAAAAAGGGGCACAUCCAGCCCGAUCUGAUCGACGUGGACCUGAUCAGCGGCUCUACCUUUGCCAAAGCCAAGCCUGAGAUUCCCUGGACGUCGCUGACGAGGAAGGGAAUUGUCAGAGUGCUGUUCUUCCCCUUGUUCAGACAGUGGUGGAUACAGGUCACUUCCCAGCGUAUUUUUAUGUGGCUCUUGGUGCUCUACGUUAUGCAAGUGGUGGCGGUGGUGCUGUACUUCACGGUGCCUGCUGUGAGUGCCAGUGAGGUGAUGGGACCCCUGUGCCUCAUGCUGCUGCUGGGGACAGUCCACUGCCAGAUCGUGUCCACGCAGGUGAACAGAGCUGCAGGCAGCAACGGGCUCAGCCGGCGCCGCAGGAAGUUGCGCAAGGCUGUGGGCGUGGAUGGGAACAGUUGGUGCUCUCCUGACAGAACCAGCAAGGAAGAGCAGUCUGGCUCUGCAUCUCUGCUGACCAAUUUAUCCAGCCUGCUCUUCCAGAGGAGGAAUAGAAGAAUGAAGCUGGUGGCUGAGAAAGGGACUGAGACAGAAAGUGGAGUGAGUGCUGGUGGUGAUGGCAUCAAAGCCAGACAGGCCAGAUCUGAGCACAGGCUGCUGCACUCCAAAGACAAAAGUAAACUUUCUGAUGGGGAGAAGAGCCAUCAGGAAGACCUUGGAAUAGAUCCUGAGUGGAAUUCUGUCCUGCUGUGCCAUCCCACUCCUCUCUGUGAAGGAGUUUGGACAGGGGCAGAGCUCGGUGCGGGGGCACAGCCCAGGAUUGUGGGUUUGUUACCCCCCAGCUCACAGACACCUCUGGGCUUAGGGCUGCUGGAUGAUGGCACCAACAGGGACGGUGCUUCUGACGAGCUGUCGAGCGAGGAGGAUGCUGAGGAUGCUGAGGAUGCUGAGGCCAUGGCACAGAGGAUCCUGCUACGCCCCAGCAUGGAAGGGGCUUCCAGUGACAACAGCUACGAGGAGAAGAGGAAGAGGCCUCUGGUUUCUCUCAACCAGGCUGUCUCACAGGUCAAGCAAGCCCUGAAAGCUGCCAGAGACUCUGACAGCGUUGUGGAGUCUGAACUGGAAUCCACAUUGUACAGGCAGGAGCCCAGGUCGUGCCUGAGCGCGGCGCCGCGGAGCUGCGGCGGGAGCCGGCGGGACUCGGAGAGCACGCGGCAGGACUCGGAGACCGAGGACAUGCUGUGGGACGAUCUCCUGCACGGCCCCGAGUGCCGCUCCUCGGGCACCAGCGACAGCGAGGAGCGCUCCCGCAGGGACUCCCGCAGGGACCUGAAGGAGGACGUCUUCCAGCAGAACCAUCUGUUCUGGCUGCAGAACACCAGCCCGGCGUCUGCCAAAGUGAGUGCUCUGAUCUGGGAAGGGAAUGACUGCAAGAAGGUGGACAUGUCCGUGCUGGAGAUCAGUGGGAUCAUCAUGAGCAGGGUUAAUGCCCACCAGCAAGGAGUGGGGUAUCAGAUGCUGGGCAACGUCAUCACCAUCGGCUUGGCCUUCCUGCCAUUCCUCUACAGACUGUUCCGCACGGACAACCUGGAGCAGCUCUGCUCCAUUUCUCUGAUGGAGCUUCUGCACAUCUUCUGUGGAGCCCCGAUCAGCACCCCUGUGCUCAUCCUGUCUGCCAUCAACUUCCUGGAAAGGCUCUGCUUAACCUGGAUGUUUUUCUUCAUGAUGUGUGUUGCUGAGAGGACCUACAAACAGAGGUUUUUGUUUGCCAAGCUCUUCAGUCACAUCACAUCUGCUCGGAAAGCCAGGAAAUACGAAAUCCCUCACUUCAGGCUCAAGAAGGUGGAGAACAUCAAGAUCUGGUUAUCCCUUCGCUCCUACCUGAAGAGGCGAGGCCCCCAGAGGUCUGUGGAUGUUGUGGUGUCCUCAGUCUUUUUACUGGCUCUUUCAAUUGCUUUUAUCUGCUGUGCCCAGGUUCUUAAAGGUCACAAAACCUUUCUGAGUGCAGCUUACAACUGGGAGUUCCUGAUGUGGGAGGCAGCACUGCUCCUCUUCCUGCUACGUCUGGCAUCUCUGGGCUCUGAGACCAACAAGAAAUACAGCAACAUUUCCAUCCUGCUCACUGAGCAGAUAAACUUGUACCUGAAGAUGGAGAAGAAGCCAAACAAGAAGGAGCAGCUCUCCCUGGUGAACAAUGUGCUGAAGCUGUCCACAAAGCUGCUGAAGGAACUGGACAGUCCAUUCAGGCUGUAUGGGCUGACCAUGAACCCACUGAUCUACAACAUCACACGGGUUGUCAUCCUGUCUGCUGUCUCAGGAGUGAUCAGUGACCUGCUGGGAUUCAACAUCAGAUUAUGGAAAAUUAAACCAUGAACUGGCAGAAUGUCAGCCCUGGGCAUCUCCACCAGACACCAGAGAAGAGAACCAGCAGUGUGGGCAGAAAGAAGAAAACUGACAGAAAUCUGUAAUUCCAACUUUUAAACAGAUUCCCGGUGUGUGCAUCAGAAGUUUUCUUUCUGCUUUAGUGCUCUGCCCCAUCCAGAGUGAGCUGGUCUCACCAGUGAGGUCAGCCCAUGGCAUGCACAGACAAGCUGGAUGAAUGGUGCCAAUGCUGGCAGCUGGCUCUGAACCUGCAGGAGCUGCUGUGGGACAUCAAACACUAAAGCCAUACCAGAGCUGCAGCUGGGGGACACCAGUGGCUGUGCCUGGGGCCGUGUUCCUGUAAAACCUGGGCCCUGGCAUGUGGCAAGGGGGGACUGAGCCCUCCUGGCCCAGUCAGCCUUGCUGGGGCUGCCCUGGAAUGUUCCAGCUGGAGAAUCCUUCGCUGUGCUGCCCUGGCUGUGCUGAAGAGCUUUUCUUCCCUUCGAGCUCUGCGUGCUCGAGGCUUUGCCUCCGUCCUGAGGCGCCCCGGGGUGCACGGGGUGAAUCCCCCUCCCAAACCCUGCUGCUGGCUUGAGCUGGGGCUGCUGCCAGGGAAUUAUCGAGGGCAGUGGUUCCAGGAGAAGAACCUUUCAGCAGCUACAGGCACGGUGUUGGUGAGCUGGAGGAUGUUUUGCCACAUCUGCUCCCUGGAGUUCUCGGCUCCUUCCUGUCCUGGCUGUGGCAGCAGCUCUGCAGCCCAGCACUGUGACAGAGCCUCACCCUGAACACCUGGGGAGGAAAUCUGGGGGAAAAAACCACAGAGACUUCCUCAGCUUCAUCUUUAGAAAGGUCCUGGAGAGCAGGAAAACAUUUGAAGGCUUCUGUAACACUUCCCUGGCUCCACUGGAUUCCAUUUAUUGGAGGUGAAAAGAGCAAAAACUGAGGAACUUCUCAUUCCUUCACAGCAGGGUGGAACGGCAGAAGAAGUUUUGGUAGUAAAUUGAUUACAGCUAUUUCCUGUGCAAGGAAGAGCUGUGAGAUGUCAAAGGAGGUGACAUUUUUAUACAGCAAAAUGUGCAAAUAAACCUGCAGGACAAGCACCUCAUCGUUGCCAACGGUUUCUACAGCACUUGAUGAUUUUUAUACCAUCUUUUUGAACAUCUCUUACUGGAAUGGGGGGUCAGGGACACAUCCAUUAAUAAAAUAAAUCACAUUUGUUUUCCAGAA